Molecule: messenger RNA, 1569 nt
Organism: Trypanosoma conorhini
Lineage: Eukaryota; Euglenozoa; Kinetoplastea; Trypanosomatida; Trypanosomatidae
Exons: 1
Coding region: 1-1569 (522 amino acids)
Biological process (GO): protein N-linked glycosylation
Molecular function (GO): alpha-(1->6)-fucosyltransferase activity
Source: RefSeq, a predicted model, not a curated record
AUGGCGCGUGCAGUCAAUUCAAUUGUUCUUCCCUAUCGCUAUCCUAUGCACCGCCACCUACCCACCAAUCGGUCUGCUGUUGCUGCGGCGAUUCAGGAGAAACAGGUGCGCCGUCAAGCAGGCUGCUGGGCGACCGCCCACGCGUCACCCCUCUUCCCAGCACCGACAACCCACGCAUCAGCGACACUUCGCUCUGUGCGCCUUGAGGCAGCCGAUGUGAUGCUGCAGCAAGAGUACUUUUUUGCGCGUCAAACGCCGACAGACACUCUAGCUGCCGGAACAUUCUUUUCUGGGUAUGAUACUCCAGUCACUGCGGUCAACGAAACGACUACUCCUUGGUGGGUUUCUGAGAAGUUCAACCACUUGCCUUGUACUAUGGAGGUGCAGAAACGUCUGCACGAGUACCAAAAUGUGGCUUCUUGUGGUGAUCGGAAAUUCCUGCUCUCCGAACUUAAAGAAGGGGGUCAUGGUCUUGGCUCUUCGCUUAUUGUUAUUGCUUUUGACUUUCUUAGUGCCAUGAAACUUGGAAGGAGUUUGCUUAUUGGAGGUCCAGGCUCGGAGAAAAAGUGGCAAUUUAGUGCUCGGGGAUGUUGGCAGUGGGGGCGACGGUCUUUGGACUGCUUCUUCCUUCCACCAUCGCGAUGCAAGUUGCCGGUUGGACCUGUAUUGGUGGUGCGCAAUUGGCGCGAUGCUGCACGUAGCUCUGCUCGAGUGAUACGCAAACACUCUGUGGAUACCCCUGGAUUGGACAGAAACACGCUCCUAUCUAAUGAAGUUUUCUUUGGUCCAGGUCACCAGGGGUGGGCUUGCUAUGCAAAGUACCAAGAGUGGUUGCGGGACCCCGCAAAUAUAGCUGUGUUUGGCACAUUUGAAAGGGCACUCGACACACGACUCUCUUUUAUGCUGGCACAGGUGUUUACGUACCUGACACGUGCACCGCAACCGUGGUUUCAAGCAAUGAUACAUUACCACCUCUCGCAUCUAGGUCUAGUUGCAGUUGACGGAAUUCGUGUGGCCACUCCUCCGAGUACGCAGUGCAUGGUUUACGUUCAAGAUCGCGGCGAGGCGGCCAAAAUGAGAGAAUAUUAUAACGUUUUUGGUUGCCACACGGUUGGGCUUUCGCUUUAUAGAGACUAUGUACUUGCUAUAAGCAAUUUUUCCGGCGCAACUUCCUCCCAACGUGUUUGCAGGGUUUUUGUUAGUGGUGGGACACCUUACCAGAGUUUUUUGUGGCUUAAGAAGGAGUUUGAAAAUGAAUCCUAUGAUGUUUUGAGCACCUGGAACAUUUCCACGCUUAAUGCUGGAUUUGAGUCGAAGCGAUGGGGCGCAAGUUCGCCUGCGGCAUCGUGGGUGGAUUUGUACGCCGGAGUUGCCAGCACCAAUUGGGUGUGUGUGGUGCAAUCAAAUUGGUGUCGAAUGAUUUAUUUUCUCCGCCUGACGCAUGGACGAGCGGAAUGUGGCUUUGUAGACAUUGGUGCGUUGUUGUUGACAUCCACUGAGGCCCGAGGGAAGUACUGUGUCGUGUCUAACUUUCCGACGAAGCCCUUUUCUAAUGUUAUAGGAGGUUGA